AUGCUGCCCAGGCACGCCUACACCGGUCUACGCCAAGUAUCUACAAAGCCAUCCCCUCGCCGCACUCUCCUGCUAACCUUUGAUGCCUUCGACACCCUCUUCACGCCCCGCACAUCCGUCCCAGAGCAAUAUGCCUCCGUAGCCCACGAAUUCGGCCUCCCCCGCACCGCCAUCACCCCUCAAGCAAUCCAAUCCGCCUUCAAAGCCGCCUACAAGGCCCAAGCCAAGAAACACUACAACUACGGCCGCGCAGAGGUCCUCCGCGGCCAGUACGCGGGCCCCAAGCAAUGGUGGACGGACGUUAUCCGGGCGACCAUCGAGGGAGCACUAUCACAGUCCCUGCGCCCCGGCAGCAGCGACACUAGUCCCCACAGUGAGCUCCCUGCGGGCCUCGUCGAGACCCUUCUGCACCGGUUUGCCGGAGCGGAGGGCUACGCGCUUUUCGAGGACGUGGAGCCCUUCUUCGCGCGGCUGCGCGAGGUCAAGCGGGCCGUUCCGCAGCUUACGCCGUACGAGCGGGUCUUCGUCGGCGUGGUGUCCAAUUCGGACGACCGGGUCCCGGCGGUGCUGCGCUCAUUGGGACUAAAGCAUGGAGUUGCCUGGGUUCGAAGAGCGGGGGAGUCGGAGGUGCGGAGCUCGCCUGAGAUUGCGGGCUUGGGCUCCGUGUACGAGUUCAUGUCGCAGGCUGGGCGGCCGGGGGUGGAUAUCGAUAUGGUGAUCACGAGCUAUGAGGCUGGCGAGGAGAAGCCGGGCCGGGUGAUCUUUGACGUUGCGCGGCGCCAGGCGGGCCUUUUACUUCCCAGUGGGGUUUCUGCGGAGAGUUUGUGGUGCGUGCAUGUUGGCGAUGAUUAUGAGAAGGACUACCUUGCUGCGCGAGGUGCGGGGUGGCAGAGCUGUUUCCUCGAUCGGAAGGGGGGCGUGGAACGGCCGGGCCUCAAGAUUCGCUCGUUGAUGGAGUUGGUGUCCAAGUUGCGGCUUGGUCAUGAGAUGGAGGCUUCGGGCAAAUCGAGAGAAUGGAGUGACUUACUUCCAGCGGGGGCCGCUGGCCACAUCAGCGGUCGUUAG
Penicillium chermesinum is the source of this 1065-nucleotide messenger RNA. RefSeq lists its product as uncharacterized. Bases 1 to 1065 code for a protein of 354 amino acids. Lineage: Eukaryota; Fungi; Ascomycota; Eurotiomycetes; Eurotiales; Aspergillaceae. The record is from RefSeq and is a predicted model, not a curated record. The transcript is spliced from 2 exons.